GCCAAAAAAGUCGAAAUUCUUGAAACGAAGCUUCCUGGAAGUUGCCAUGGCACUCACUGCUCCAACGCUCCAUUUAAGUGAACCACCUUCGUCUCUCCUUCUCCUCAACCCCCCAUUGCUUUCUCCUCCUCUUCCUUCUCCUCUUCCUCCUCCUCUCUUUUUCUCCACCCAUUUCGGUUUCUGGCGCCCUCUGUUGUUCCGCCAUGAAACAGUUCAUCAAAGCAAUCAGUCCCAAACGCCUGUUCCGAUCCAAAAAGGACCGAUCUAUUGUCUCCAGAUCCGACCCUUCAUCGUAUAGCUAUGGUGCGACAUCGUCUUCGUCGUCGGACUCUUCUGUUUCCAACCAUAAGCGUGAUUCGAGAGGCGGUGUGGUUGAUUUCGGAACGCCUACCAGUGUUCUCCCCGAAAUAACGGUUGACUGGUCAGAUAGCUCCUGCGAUAUUAAUUCAGAGCUAGUUCAGGCGUUUAAGCUGAUAGACAGGGAUAAUGAUGGGAUUAUUUCAAGGAACGAGUUAGAGGCGUUGUUACUCCGAUUGGGAACCAAGCCCCCUAGCCAAGAGGAGGUGGCGACGAUGUUGAGAGAGGUGGAUCACGACGGCGAUGGUUACAUAAGCGUGGAGGCUCUAAUGAGCCGGAUCGGCUCGCCCUACGACCCAGCGGCGGACGAUGAGCUGAAAGUGGCUUUUGAGUUCUUUGACACGGAUCAGGACGGGAAAAUAACAGCCGAGGAGCUACACGAAGUUUACAAAGCACUCGGGGACGAGCGGUGCACGUUAGACGAUUGCCGGCGCAUGAUAGAAGAGGUCGAUAAGAAUGGGGAUGGGUUCGUAUGCUUCGAGGAUUUUUCACGCAUGAUGGAGCUUCAAAGAUGAUCAUGGUUAAAUCGAGAUCGUGUGAUGUUGGUGCUCUUGAUUAAUGUCUUGAUUUUUUUUUUUUUUGUCCUUUCUAAAUUUCCUUUUAAGAAUGAAUUGAUCUGGUUUGGAGUACUUUAGAUGGAGAUCAGAUGAGAUCCAAAUUAAACCAUGAUAUUCCCCAGUAAAUAAUUUUCCUAUCAAUUAUUGAAAUAAUCAUCAUAUUUUCAACA
Messenger RNA from Hevea brasiliensis (rubber tree), 1084 nucleotides. RefSeq names its product probable calcium-binding protein CML36. NCBI's taxonomy places the organism in Eukaryota, Viridiplantae, Streptophyta, Magnoliopsida, Malpighiales, Euphorbiaceae. The record is from RefSeq and is a predicted model, not a curated record. Bases 204 to 872 code for a protein of 222 amino acids. The transcript has a single exon. Gene Ontology annotation, molecular function: calcium ion binding.